Molecule: messenger RNA, 1978 nt
Organism: Tripterygium wilfordii
Lineage: Eukaryota; Viridiplantae; Streptophyta; Magnoliopsida; Celastrales; Celastraceae
Product: aluminum-activated malate transporter 12-like
Exons: 6
Coding region: 275-1894 (539 amino acids)
Biological process (GO): malate transport
Cellular component (GO): plant-type vacuole membrane
Source: RefSeq, a predicted model, not a curated record
AGCACCUUGUGAAAGCACCAUUUGCCACAUCAUUGUCCACCUUUUGAUGGAAAGCAUGUGAGUUUAGUAGUAUAAAGCUGGGGUUUUCACAAUACAACAAGAACCCUCACACUAGCCAACCAAAAGAACAGUCUGCACUUUUUUGAUUACUUUCCUUUCAAUCUGAAUUGUCUUAUUACUAGAAACUCAAUAACAAAGCAUACAUCAUUUGAGAAAACAUCUCAUAUUUUGUUCCAUUGAAAUCAUAUCGCAUUUCCUCUUCAAUUUCUCUGCUAUGUGUUAUAAAGUUCAUGUUGGCAUGGAAAUGGCAAUGGCUCAUGAAUCGGGCACAAAGGGAGACAAGUGGAAGGAAGGCAUUCACAAAUUUGGAGAGAAAAUCAGAAGAUUUCCGGGUUUGUUAUGGCGAAUGAUUUGGAAUAUGGGUCGAGAAGACCCUCGAAGGGUGAUUCAUGCCUUGAAAGUUGGUUUGUCUUUGACAUUGGUUUCUUUAUUAUAUCUUUUGGAGCCAUUGUUUGGAGGGAUUGGUGAGAAUGCCAUUUGGGCUGUCAUGACUGUUGUCGUCGUGCUAGAGUUCACUGCAGGUGCAACUUUAUGCAAAGGAUUGAAUAGAGGAGUAGGUACGGUCUUAGCAGGAUCGUUGGCCGUUUUCUUCGAGUACAUUGCCAAUGAAACCAGUCAGGUGUUUCGAGCUAUUUUUAUUGGAGCUGCAGUUUUUCUGAUAGGAAGUGCAGCAACAUACAUGAGAUUCUUUCCCUAUAUAAAGAAGAAUUAUGACUAUGGUGUUCUCAUAUUCCUCUUGACCUUUAAUUUAAUAACUGUCUCAAGCUACCGUGUCGAAAAUGUACUGAAGAUUGCACAUGAACGAUUCUACACGAUUGCGAUUGGAUGUGGAAUAUGCCUCCUCAUGAGUCUGCUGAUAUUUCCAAACUGGUCAGGAGAAGGUCUGCACAAUUCCACUGUGUGUAAGUUUGAAGGGCUAGCAAGUUCUAUAGAAGCAUGUGUCAAUGAGUACUUCAGUGAUUCCAUCACAGAAGAAAGCCAAGAAAAGCCUUCAGAGGAUCCAAUUUAUGAAGGUUAUAAGGCAGUUCUGGACUCGAAAUCUCAAGAUGAAACUCUUGCACUGUAUGCUAGUUGGGAGCCUAGGCACUCAAGACACUGCAGAUUUCCAUGGCAGCAGUAUGUGAAAUUAGGAGCUGUUCUUCGCGGGUUUGGUUAUGCAGUUGUAGCUUUACAUGGAUGUUUACAAACUGAAAUUCAGACGCCAAGAUCUGUUCGAGCACUCUUCAAAGACCCUUGUAUUCGCCUUGCCAGAGAAGUAACGAAAGUACUAAUGGAACUUGCUCAAAGCAUCAGAACGCGCAGGCAUUGCUCUCCUGAAAUACUAUCCGAUCAUCUCCACGAAGCAUUGCAGGACUUGAACAAUGCCGUAAAAUCCCAACCAAGACUCUUCCUAGGCUCAAACAGGAACCAAGCCACCAACAUGCUUGCUUUAGCAGCAGCAGAAGCAGGUCGAAAGCAGGAAAAGGACUGUGGAGUCUCAUUGUCCAGCGUAAAAACAGACACUUCUGCAUUGCUCAAAUGGAAAUCCAAAAAGGCAGCAGCCAACAAUGAACAACCCAGAGAAGCUGAGAGGAAGUUCUUAAGGCCACAGUUGAGCAAAAUCGCAAUAACAAGUCUUGAAUUCUCUGAGGCUCUUCCAUUGGCUGCUUUUGCUUCUUUGCUGUUGGAGAUAGUGGCAAGGCUAGAUAAUGUCAUUGAGGAAGUUGAAGAGUUGGGGAGGGUGGCUUGCUUUAAAGAGUUCAAAGCUGGUGAUGAGGUUACCGUGGAUUGUGAGACUCCAAGAAAGGACAUUACUAAGAAUCACUUCCAAUCACAUGCUUAUGGAGCAGAUUGAUUGAUAUUGUAGUUUUAAAAGUAUGAACUUCACUGACUAUGGCAGACUUAUUGUCGUAUCAGAUUAUUUCUCUCAGUUGAAUAA